AUGGUAGCGCUGGACGGCAAGCCCCUCUUCUUUCAACAGAGAGAUCGGCAGUGGGUGCCAACACUACGACUGUUGCAUGAAUAUCCUUCUAUGAUGCCGAAGAUGCAAGUAGACAAAGGCGCUGUGAAGUUCGUCUUGAGAGGGUCAAAUGUGAUGUGUCAAGGCUUGACGUCUCCUGGGGGCAGAAUGGAGGAUGUGCCGGCCAACACUGUUGUGCAAAUCGCUGUGGAGGGGAAACAACAUAGUUGCGCCAUCGGCAUCACCACUAUGUCAACCGAGGAAAUACGGCGUGAGAACAAGGGGCCCUGCAUCGAGACUCUGACGUAUCUGAACGACGGCUUGUGGACGUUGGAUUCUGUAGCCCGAUCGUAG
This is a messenger RNA of Eimeria mitis, 372 nucleotides long. RefSeq names its product PUA domain-containing, cell cycle regulator protein, putative. Gene Ontology annotation, biological process: formation of translation preinitiation complex. The coding region runs from base 1 to 372 and encodes 123 amino acids. The transcript is spliced from 4 exons. The record is from RefSeq and is a predicted model, not a curated record. Gene Ontology annotation, molecular function: RNA binding. Lineage: Eukaryota; Apicomplexa; Conoidasida; Eucoccidiorida; Eimeriidae.